Messenger RNA from Mytilus trossulus (common blue mussel), 7609 nucleotides. Its product is annotated as heterogeneous nuclear ribonucleoprotein U-like protein 1. Gene Ontology annotation, molecular function: protein binding. The coding region runs from base 174 to 3848 and encodes 1224 amino acids. Lineage: Eukaryota; Metazoa; Mollusca; Bivalvia; Mytilida; Mytilidae. The transcript is spliced from 12 exons. The record is from RefSeq and is a predicted model, not a curated record.
GACAUAACUUAUUUCAAGAACGGACGCCAUGUUGAAACAAUGGAAAUGUGUGGAAAAUGAAACUACAACGCAGAACUUAUAAAAAUAAGCAAGAAAAUAAUUCAAGAAACUGCGAUUUUUACGCAUAGUAAUUAAGAAAUUAUUACGACGCAUACAAAUACAAAGAAAUUAAAAUGAAUCCCAGCAUGCCUGGUGGAUAUCUACCAAUGAAUAUGAUGAUGCAACAGAUGCAACAGCCGUACAUGGUGGCUGUGCGACUCCCGCCUGGAGUUCAACAGCCGCAGAGAGGACAGACAGCCGGUGUUCUUCCUGCAGGAUUAGGGGCAUCUGCCGCCACACGGUUUGCUGCUCCAGUGCCUCCAACCUCACCAUCAUCAUCAUCUGCAGGAGCUCAAUAUGUAACUUCACCAGCUUUAGCAGCUUCACCAGCAUUGAUGGCAUCUCCUGGACUAGUAUCUCAAGCUUAUGGUGGACAAGGUAUCAUGUCACAGGGAUUAAUGACACAGGCAUUGGGGCAACAAGGGUUGAUGACACAUGCUUUGGGACAACAGGGAUUAAUGACACAGGCUUUAGGACAACAAGGUUUGGCCUCGGGACUAGCAGCUCAUCAGUAUGCUGGCCACCCAGGUUUAGCAGGAAUGACUGCUCAGGGACUAACAGGAAUGACAGCUCAGGGACUAACAGGUAUGACUGCUCAAGGACUAGCAGGAAUGACAGGAAUGACAGGAAUGCCAGGUAUGCCAGGCAUGCCUGGAAUGACAGCACAGAGCUUUGCAGCACAAGGUUUAACAGCUCAGGGAUUCCCACCUGGUGGUCUGGCUGCAGCUCAUCAGGGUUUGGCAGCACAAGGUUUCCCACAUGGUAUGGUCACACAACCAAUGUCAGCAUAUGGUGCACCUAGUAUGGCCUUUGCUAAUCCUGGUGCUUAUGCAGCUGUUGCACAUCCUGGGAUGGCUGGAUUACAGUAUGCAUAUGCAGAUCCUGCAAUGGCAAGCAUGGCAGGAUUAAUGCAAGAGGUACCUGUACAAGAAGAAGAGGUACCAGAAAGUGUAACAGUUAACCUAGAUGACUUUAACUCUGAUCUCCAUCUGAUUAUAGAUUCUGACGGAUUUGGUGCUCACCCAUUAGUUCAACCUCCUGGUUUUAACUUCUGUUGGGCAGGAGCUAGGGCAACCCAUGGGGCAAUGUCCGGAAAACUGUAUUAUGAGGUGCAAGUUGUUGAACAUUUACCAACAAAUUUUGGAGAAAACCAUCAAGAAACAAAUCCACAUGUUCUAAGGGUAGGAUGGUCCAUCGAUGAAAGUUCAUUCCAGUUAGGAGAAGAACCAUAUUCUUAUGGGUAUGGUGGAACUGGGAAAUUUUCCAAAAAUUGUAAAUUUUCUAAUUAUGGUGAACCAUAUGGUGAAGGGGAUGUUAUAGGAGCCUUACUUGACCUUGAUGCCAAACCACCAAGCAUGUCAUUUACAAAGAAUGGUAAAUGGCUUGGAGUAGCAGAAACUUUAUCAGCAUUCCCAGUUGGAGUCCAAGAAAGAGCACUAUUUCCUCAUAUUUUAAGCAAAAACACCAAAUUUAUUGUAAAUUUUGGUCAGCAAGAAUCUUGGUAUUCCCCACCACAAGGAUUUAAUUAUGUAAUGCAUCAACCAGGUCUUGUCAGAGGAAUGGAAGCACCAGCCAAAAAGUCAGACUGUGAAAUAGUAAUGGUUAUUGGUCUACCAGGAGCAGGCAAAACAACAUGGGGUAUAAAUCAUCAGAAAGCACAUCCAGAGAAAAGGUACAAUAUCAUAGGAUCAGACACCUUGAUAGAUAAGAUGAAAGUCAUGGGCUUGCCUCGUAAAAAUAACUACCAUGGAAGAUGGGACGUUCUCAUUGACAAAGCAACAAAAUGUCUUAACAAGUUGUUUGAAAUGGCUCAAAAAAGGAACAGAAAUUUUAUUCUUGAUCAAACCAAUGUUUAUCCGUCUGCAAGAAAAAGAAAGAUGAAGAAUUUUAGUGGAUUUCUUAGACGUGCUGUAAUUAUCCAACCAGAAGAUUCAGAAUUGCAAAGACGAUCAGAACAAAGAACUGUAGAUGAUGGAAAGUUUGUUCCCGAGUCAGCUAUUGUUGAAAUGAAAGCUAAUUUUAAAUUGCCAGAUGUCAAUGACCAUUUAUUUGAUAAGAUUGACUAUGUAGAACUACCUAGAGAGGCCAGUGUCAAGCUUGUAGAAAGGUAUAAUGGUGAAGGUAAACAUGGUAGCCAGCCACCCAGAACUGGAGGUCAACCUUUCCAGCCCCCUGCAGAUCUCAGACAGGGUCAGCCAUUUUAUCAACCAAUGCCAGGACAAGGCAACCGACAACCUUUGCAACAAGGACAAGAUAGAUUUGGUCAAGCAGGAAUGGCAUAUCGACCGCCAGAACCUCCAGCGCCCCCACAAGGAGGUGGUCAGCAUGGAGCAGAAGAUGUUUAUGGCAAUCGUCAUAGACAUGCUCAACAUGAUAGGAAUGAGGAACCCUCUGACAAAAGAGGAAGGUUUGAAACAAAUAACCCAAGUGCUAGUGCACUUGAUUUCAUUAAACAGGAAUAUAGUGGAGGUGAUGAUGAACAAAAGCAGUCCCAGAAGAGAAUAAAGAAAGAACCUCAGUGGAAUCAAAUGGCUUAUGGGGGUGGUGGUCAAGGAUUUCCAGGUGGUCAGUUUGAAUUUGCAAAUAAGAAUGCCCCCCAGAGUCAAGGAAACCCAAUGUUUUUUCAGCCUCAGCCACCUCCCCCACCCCCAGAAUCUAUUAAGUCGGAACCUGGCAGUGGAUUCCAGGGACAAGGUCAAAACUGGCAACAGCAACAAGCUGAAAUGUUUGCCAAACAGCCAGGAUUUGCUAUUCAAGGUGCAUUUAGAAAUCCAAUACCAAAUGUGGGUAAUCCACCUCCAAGUUUUCAAGGAGGUCAACCUUUCAAUCAACAAAAGCCUCCUCAAAGUGGUGGCUUUGGUGGACCAAGAAUGCAACAACCCCCUAAAUCAGACCAACAAUCGUUUGGAUUUGCUGGUCAACAGCAACAAAAUUUUAGUAGUGACAAUAAAUUUAAUAAACCACCAACAUCAAAUGUUCAAGAUCAACAAAGUUUUCAACAGGGAUCACAUGAUCCAGACAAUGAAAGAAAAUCUUCAUCACCAGGUGGCAAUAAGCCUAGGCGAGAAAGGAAAAGGCCAAGCAAAUGGGACAAUCCUACAGAGGAGAACUCACAAGGUGAAGUUGGAUUAAGUGAGGAGGUUCAAAGUCAUAUUGCAGCAUGUGAAGCUGCUUAUCAAGCCAAUGCAGAUUCAGGUAUGGGAGAUGGACAGGUUAAACAAGAGAAAGAUGCUAAUAAUAUGGGUCAAUCUAACCAUAGAGAUAGACCAAAGCCAAGUGAACAAUUCAAUCAAGGCCAUAGACCAAAUGGACCAGGUGGAUUUAAUAGACCUCCUAAAAAUUUUGGUCCUGGAGGUCCAAAAAUGGAGAGGGAUCAGUUUGUACAUGAUCAAUUUUCAGGUGGAUUUGAUGGCCCCCCUGGACCAGGUAAUUUUGGUGAAGGAAUGCGACCACAAGGGCCACCCCAUAGAGGAUUUGGUGGUAGACCUCCAAGACCAUUAAUGGGACGUGGGGGACCACCACAGAGACCUCCCUUCAGAGGUGGUCCACAUGGUGGACCACCAGGAUUUCCUGGUCCUGGAAGAGGACAUGGUCCAGGUGGUCCAGGCGGACCAAGACCAUUCAGACCAAGAGGGCCUCCUGAUCAAGGUAUGCGAGGUAGAGGAUUUGGACCCAGAAAUGGACCUCCCCCAUUUGGUCCCAGAGGAAUGAGAGGACCUAGGGGUGGCAGAGGACCAAGGCCUUUUUAGAUAAUCUAUAAUACAGUUGAUUUGAAAUGGAAAUAAAUGUUGUUAUCCAUUUUUGUAUGGUUUACUUUUCACAUUUCAUUAAUUAUGAUAAAAAAUCUCACACAGGUCAAUCAUUUCAGGAAAUUUAUAGAUAUUUUAAAUCAAGAAGAAAGUCUACUUUAAAGUUUUUUUCGGGAUAAAUAAAGAAGAUCAUGUUACAACAAAACAUUCAUAUGUUACUCUGCAUAAGAUCCUGUAGUUGCAAUAUAACAGUGCUAAGUAAUAUAAAACUUUGUUAAAACAAAUUGACAUUAUCUCUUUUAUUCACCCUAAGUAUAACUUUUUACAAAGCCAUAGUGAAAUAUAAUAAUUGGAACAUGACAAACAACCUGUUUAAUGGGUAUUAAGUGUUUAAAAGGUGAUAAGGAAUUUUUGUUCCUUUUAGGUUUUACUAGUUUUAUGUAGAUAUUAUACAUUUUAACUUUGGUGAAAAAUUCACAGAAAGAGGAUGAAAAUGGUGUUAAGGUUUUAAAUGAUGGGAUUUAUAUUCUCUGAUAUAAAAAAAAUGUUUAAAUUGUUGAUAAAAAAUUGGCUUUGAUGAAUACAUCUUUUAAAGGAUGACCAUACAUUUAUAAAUUGGCUUUUAAAUACUUUGAAGCCAGAAGUUUUAAAUUUUGAAUUGAAUAAUUCAUAGAAUUAUAAGACUGUUGACUCAGAUCAUUACCAUGGGAUCUAAACAUGCUAAUUUUAUUAAAAAUAAAAGAACUACCAUUAUUAUCCAGAAUAGCUUUGUUUUAAAUUAUGAAUAAAACCUUCUUACUUUUGACCACAAUUCAUUUGAUUUUAUUAGGUAUUUGUGUGCAAUGUUUUUUUUCAGGAAGAGUGCAAAUAUUUAUAUAAAAGCAUAUAUAUAUAUACAUAAAAUGAACAAUCAUAUUAAUUCAACAGUUAUAGUUAUAUGUAGGCAUGUUAUCUAACAUUAUGGUUUUAUUGCAUUCAUUUAAAAGUGUAUUGAUCACAUACAAGAAUUACCAUGUGGUAUAUUGCCCUGAUUUAUGUUUUCAGCCUUUUUCUUUUCAGAUUUCUUCUUUUCAGGAUUUUAGCUUGAACAUUACAGUGUUAUUUUAAUGUUGUUCAAAGCUUAGCAUGUCAUAUUGCCAUGUUUACAUUGUUUACAUAUUGAGUUCUUUUAAAUAUUACAUGCUGAUAAGUAAAUUCUUUGUAGUAUAUACAGUUGUUAUUAAUUUUAACAGUGUGCAUUAUAUUAACAUGCUCAUCAACAUCUUACUGUUUACAUAUAUACAUGAGAACUUGUACAUAUAAAUCCUACAUCACCAUUUAACUUACAAACCUGCUUUAUUUUCCUUCGAGUAGACUAGUGCUCUUGUUGUUGAAAUAGACUUCAUUCCAAUGUUCUUCAUUUGUUUUCAGGAUUCAAGAACUAUAUUAAGUGUUGUUUGAUUAUGAAAUAAGAUCUUAACCAUUAUAUAACAUGGUAUUAGUGUUUAUUUGCUUUGUAUAAUAAUGUUGCAAAGGCUUUAAUUAAAUAUAGUAAAUAUUUAUGUAUUUGAUGUUAGUUUAUCAAGAUUAUAUGUAAGUUUAAGGAUAACUACUUCAGGCUGAGUUUUAUCAAAUGUUUUGUUGAUUUAUGAGAAAACAUCAUCAAGAAUUAAAAUAGGACAAACUAAGUAUGAAUCUUACCAUCACACAACAGUUUUAAUGAUAAUUCAUGUCUUUUAUCAUUGAUUUUUAUUCUAAGUAAAGUUUGUCUGUAAAAGAAGUUGAGAAUUCAUUUAGAAAGAUUUGAUUCAGUACAUGUAAAAAUUCUACAUCAGCUUGUUUGAUUAAUUUAUUGUUGUAGCUUUGAAACACAGUGUCAGGUUCCAGAUUGGACUCUGCGUAAAAAAUUUGGAAUAUUUAUGAUAGAAUAUUCAUAAUCCAUUAGAGCUAACAUUUGCAGGUGUCUUAAAAAAAAAUGUAUCAGAGAGCAAGAAAAUAUUCUAGUACAUACCUUGGUAUUUAAAUCACCUUUAACAAGCUUUUUAUUCAGAGUUUAGCAAUAUUUUACAAAUUAAAAGAAAAGAAAGAAAAUUCUGUGAAAAUUCACAGAUUACUAUCUGCAGUAAAUGAUUGGCAAACUAUAAAUGAAGCAUUAUGUUUAACGUAUUAAUGAAAGUAUGCAAAGUUUUUCAGAAAUGUAUCUAUUCAUCGAUAUUUAGAUUUUUUCAAACUCAAAUAACAAUCAGUACCAACUUGAAUAAUGCAAUCAUGGGUUAAUGACAUACAUGCUCUACGCUGUACUAGACAUUCAAAAUCAAAUAUGAAAAUAUGUAUCUUCCUUUCCAAUAUAAUGAUAUAUACAUAACACAUCAAUAUGUAAUAAGAUUUUACCAAUUUCAUCGCUUUUUUGUACAAAUCUAGCAGCACACAUAUUGUGUCAUUUGUUGUAUUACAUAGGUACAGUGGAAACAAAUAUGUUUAUUUAAACAGGUUAAGAAGACUAUCAUAAUGUACAACAAAUUACACCUUAUUAAGGAUGUUCGCUGCUCAAUUUAAAAAAAAACACUUCUAGUAAUGAUAAUCUAAAGUUGAUACAUUAGAUUUAUGAGAUAAAAACAUAUUAGAAAAGAUGAUACUAAGCUUAAGUGAUUUGAAAACCAGGGUUGUUACCUGAAAAUGAAUUUUCCAUGAGAAAUUCACGUUUAACUGUUUUGUGAAUAUACGAUAUUAAUAAGUAAUUCAAAUGUCAUUCUAUAAGUGUUAUAAUACAAAAUAAAUAUGGUUUUUUGGUCUGAAUAUUUUAAUAAAUGAGGACGAUCAAUACCAGAUGGAUAAUAAAAGAUGAGUCUAGUAUCUUCUUGAGCAGUCGAUUAUAGGUUUAUAUGAAAAGUCUGAAACUUGAGAAGCUGACACCCAUUUGAAAAUCAAAAUCAAAUUCUCCUUACUUCUAGAAGAACUUUCGUAGAUAUUUUUAUACUAUUCAAGCUUCUUAUCGGAUCAUGAACAAUUAAUGCUCUCUUGUUUUAGACCUUUUAUUAGGAUGCACGAUCAUAUAAAGUUGGCUUUAUUUAAAUGUGCGAAAUUCGUUACUCUUUCUUUGUUUAAUGCAUAUUCAGGACUGGAUGCUAUUGAGGAUUUUUCACAUUGAACCUAGAGUUAUGUAGGAAUUUUUCAUAAUUUAUUUUAUACUUGUUAGUGCUCACUGUGGCUUUUGUCCCUAUCCUUAUCUUUUAAGGAGGUAGAACUAGGUUGAGGGAAGUAACUCUUAAAAUCAUCAGUACGUUUGUGUCAACCAUUUUCAUGAAUAUAUUCUAAGCUUUUAGGUUACAUAGAUUAUUUUCAAUCUGUUUCAGGUAAAUGCUUUUUUUACAAACGCUUACCUGAUUUAAAGAGUUAUCUCCCUGAUUCAAGGUCUACCCCCUAAAGCCAACCAAAAAAAGAAAAAAAGUGUGAUCGUUUUCCAUCACUUGACAUCCGUCGUCUUUACAUCGCUUGGUUUCUGUUGUUUUGAAGCUUUCUGUAAUGAUCCUGAUGAUCGACACAGGCUCUAGAGCAAAUAGUUUAAAUGACUUCAAAUUAUGAUUAAUUUAUUGUCUUCUUCAUUGUGAAGCCUUGUUCAUGCUGGUUAAAUUUAGUAACUGCUUCUCGUGCUAGGAGUAAUUACAAAGAUUAUACUGGACGUCUGCAUAAUGCGUGCAAGUAGUUUUUAAGUGAGAAAACUACCACUUGAAUAUUUGUUUUAUCGGUUUCAUUAUUUUCAAUAAAAUAUGUUUAUUAUUUCA